AUGGCUGAGAAUACAGAGAAGAAUUCUAUUUCACCUUCAGAUCAGAACGACAGCAAGAACAGUUUUGGAGAAGACGAAAGAAUACCGAGGUUGGUUAGGAUUUCAUCAUUGCAUCCCAAUUAUGUGAGGCAUAACACGAGUCUGGCAGUUAGUCCUGUAAAGCUAUUACUUGAGGAUGAUUUAAUGACCAUGACAAAGGAUUGGAGCCAAGUAGAGAUUAAUGACGAGAGGAGGUUGGUGCGUUUCAAGUUCAGAAGGGAAACACCAACGGAUUAUUGGGUUACUUUUGAAGCUGUCAGAAAGCAAGAUUUUACCCACGAGCAACCAAUAAUUUCAUGCAUAUUCUGGAGAGAGAAGAACAUACAUAUUGCAACAUCAGUUGAUAUUAUUUUGAUAUUAGAGUACUUGGUAGAGCAAAGCUUUACCAUAGAGGAGAAAAAUAGAAUACGGAGGAAUUUGCAGUCUUUAAAGCCCUACACUAUAUCUCGUUCUAAUAGGUCAUGCCAGCGCUUUUUCAAUGUAUUAAUGAACAUGGAGGAUCCAAGACCCCGAAACAUCGAGAAGGACCUCAAGGUAUUCAAAUGGAGCGAUUUGUUCAAUGCUUUUAAUAAAGUAAUAUCAAAAUAUUCGACAAAUACGCCAAAACACGUUGUUCUGGGGGAUAAUAGUAUUGUUCACAGCAAGUCUCUUCCUGCUCAUGGUGGCGCUGAUAUACUAGGUGCGAAUGAUAGUGGUAUAUCUAAAUCCCAUAGUGCUGAUGUAUUGACUUCAAGUAGUAAGAAUAAUGAAAUGUCGUCAUUUUUACCAAACGAAAGAUUGAAAAUAUUGAAGAGGAAAGUCACGCAAUCAAGAAACCUGAAUCAGUUGAAUAUAAAUGGAAGACAUAAACUAUUUCAUCAUGCAAUAACCCCAACGGACCCUAUCCCAAUUAUGCAUGAAGCUGGUAAGCCCCGCGGUGAUUCCAAUUUCGAUAAGGAAAAGAGUUUCGAUUCCGACAAAAAUAAGAAUGCUGAUAAUUGCAACAUAAAUGCCAAGGAUAACGAUAGCAAAAAAAGCGAGAAUGAAUACCUGACAGAAUCAGAGCCAUUAAUCAAAAUGCAUACUUGUAUGACAGAAGAUAAAUUACCGGAUAAUUUAGGUUCACAUUCAUUUUCUGGAUCAGAACUUAAUUCUAGAUUAAACAGUUAUAGUUCGGCACCACCUUCGAUAUCACCAAUUUCUGAUUCAUCAAACUCCAAUUUCAGUAAUAAUAAUAAUAAUAAUAAUAAUAAUAAUAAUAAUAAUAAUAAUAAUAAUACUAGUCUAACGAAUGAAUCCUCAAGUGCGCAUUCAUCAAAUGUUUUCACUAAUGCUAGUUCGAGGAGUACACAAUUGUCACUUGAUUUACCAUAUCUGAACAGUAUUGGAGCUAAUGUAAGAAAGAAGACUUCCUCGGAUCAAAUGAUUGACAAUAUGAGCAAGCCUUUAAAUAAUAGUCGAGCACAACAAGAGCUAUAUUCUAAAAAUCCUCAUACUCAUUAUUUUCAAUAUCCAUCAAAAUCUCAAUUAUACAAUAAUGAUGAACCUAAGAAGUUGAGUACUAAUAAUGUUAGAAUUCACGACGAAGACACUGCAGAUAUUAAAAUAGAAAAGGUAAAACUCCCUCCUAUAGAACCCGGUAUCAAUAAUUUGAACGCAUUAGGAGCGAUGAAAAUUGAAUUGCCUCCUAUAGCAUCACUGAAUGGCAGCCAAUAUCAGUUUAGUGGUCCAUUACCGGGACCCCGUGAAAUUCAAUCAAAUAUAGAGGAAUAUAGAAAGCAACCCAAUACUUUUACGCAACAGGUUGACCCUAGAAUAGAAGGCUCCACCGUGCAUUUAAAGGCAAUUAAUGAUUUAUUUUGGCAUCCAAAGCAAAAAUAA
Messenger RNA from Debaryomyces fabryi, 1899 nucleotides. RefSeq lists its product as uncharacterized. Gene Ontology annotation, cellular component: nucleus. The record is from RefSeq and is a predicted model, not a curated record. NCBI's taxonomy places the organism in Eukaryota, Fungi, Ascomycota, Pichiomycetes, Serinales, Debaryomycetaceae. The transcript has a single exon. The coding region runs from base 1 to 1899 and encodes 632 amino acids.